Rattus norvegicus (Norway rat) is the source of this 3411-nucleotide messenger RNA. RefSeq names its product similar to human chromosome 10 open reading frame 90 (gene C1h10orf90). Lineage: Eukaryota; Metazoa; Chordata; Mammalia; Rodentia; Muridae. Gene Ontology annotation, cellular component: cytosol; centrosome. The record is from RefSeq and is a predicted model, not a curated record.
AAGCAGCAAUUAUCCCUCCUGGCUCCUUUGUACAGAGCUCUGUAAAUAAUUUAUUUGGAUUCGAGGGUCUGGAGAUGGAAACACACAUCUAACCUUUUGGUAACCAGGCGAAUACAGAGUCUGGAACUUAAAGGCAAGUAGAAAACAAGUGAGAAUGAAACGUGUCUCUUUGAAAUCAGAGAAGACAACAAGACCUGAGAGCCCAGGCGGGAGGCUGGAGUUGGCCAGGCUGCUGCUGGAAGGGAAGUUUUCUCAUGACAUUUAAAGGUCACCCAAGGGGUUUCCACAACCAUAGCGUGAGCCCCUAUAGCUAAGAUUUUGGAGCAACUGUAUGAAGUUGGAAGACACACAGACCUGCACUGGGGCUGGUCCCAAACUCCUCCUGCUGCACUCAAUUCCUGCAUCAAACAAAGAAAAUUGUGUCUGCCAGGCUGGCUUGCUGAAGGCACAAGGUUUCCCAGCAUCGCACGGGGCUCCGGAAUGCCUGCAAACCCUCCGGGGGAAGUGGACGCUGUGCGUCCCACCUUUCAGAUAACUGCAUUUAGUACCAGCCUGAAAAACCAUGUGAUGGUCACGGACUUGGUGAAGAGGAACUGGCUUCCUUCCCAGAGAAGAGCCAAAGUUUGUUUCAUCCACAUGUGUCCCGGCCUGAAGGUGACUGAGCAGCCAGUGAGCGGAUAUGAGGAGACACUGGCAUCACAGAACACAAGAAUGAUAUCACCUGUCGUCAUUUCCCGGCUGAUUGAUGAAAAGAAAUCGAUGGAAAAUGGAGCUGUGUUGUCACAAGCAAUCGCCCAGCCUCAGCUGUGUCCUCCAAAGCCAGCUUCAGCUAGGCCCGGUGGAGUGAGCAAGCACAGGCCAUUUGCUUUAUCUCCUGAUGGAUUAGGAAUUUUGGCUCCAUCAGAUGAGCAAGGACUGGAGAUAGAACCACUGUCUACAGGGGACAAUCUAGGCAAAGGUCCCCGCAGUGGCUUCUCUUCUAUCACCAUUACUGCCCGACGUGUGGGUCCUCCAGCCAGCAACUUGGUAUGGGACACUUUUAGGGACCCACUGUGUUCCAAGUGCGGGACCAAGGAUGCUGGGUUCCAAGACCCCCCAGUUCUGGCUAGUGGUGCCCAUCUAUGUCAACACAAUAGACCCUACAGCUAUACAGAGUUCCCCAGCAAUGGCUCUGUGGAGGGGCUGAAGGUUACUCAGGCUCACUCAAGGCUGUGUGCAAGGCAGGACUACUGGGUCACCCAUGCGGAUGAUAAUGAGGACAGUUUUUCUUCCGACAAUUCACCAUCAAGAAAAGUCCCACUGGUAUUUAGUUCUUGUGUCCACCUCCGGGUGUCUCAACAGUGUCCCAGUGCCAUUUACUAUUUGGACAAGUCUCUUUCUGUCCCCCUUGAGCAACCUCAAAUUGCUAGCCCCAAAAUGCACAGGUCUGUCCUGUCUCUCAGCCUCCGCUGUAGUUCCCACCAGUUAACAGCAGAUGGAGUAGACAGCCCAGCUAAUGGAGAGCCAAUCAGCAGAGCUCUAUCACAGGAACUCUCUGAGGGAAAACAGGACCUCCUAGGCUCACAAUGGGGCCAGCCACAAGAAGGUCACUGGAAGGAGAGCCCAGCAUUGGUGCCAGUACAUUUGGGGAGUGGCACAUGCCCUCAGACUGGCUCCCCUCCACUGGAAAAUGUCAAAUUUGCAGAUGUGGGAAGAAACCAGGUCCCAGUACACAAGGAGAAAGAGGAUCAUGCAACAUGUACCAAUAGCAGCCAUUCUAACCAACUCUCCAUCCAUAUUCCCGGAUGGAGUUACAGGGCUGAAACAAAAGUACUUUCUCGGAGCAAGAAGCAGCAGCACCAAGCACAAAGGACUCUUUCUGCUUUCCCAGUGGGACAGAAGCCCAUUAAACACUUCCCUCCUGAUGGGGACAGUUUACCAAGCAAUGAUGGUCAGCCUAACAUCCUUUCUGAGUCCCACAAGAGGCAACACUCAUACUUCAUGACACCCAAAGUCCCUCUGUCUGGGUUUUUUUGCCCUUUACAAACUGUGUGUGCCUCUCUGCAGGAAGAUGAUGCUAUUCAGAUAGAAACACAGUUCCCCAAAGAUUACACGUGCUGUGACUUGGUUGUAAAACUAAAGGAUUGUGAGAAGCAUGAAGACCCCACUGUCACACCUGAGCCCUCACCAGCAACCCCCUCUCCAGCAACCCGAGCGGGACCACAGAGCUCUGGCCCAUUGGAAGACAGUUUUGAGCCUCUGAUGGCAAGUUCUAUGACCUUGCAGGAAGCGCUGGAAGUCCAUAGACCUCAGUUCAUUUCUCGCUCACAAGAACGGCUGCAAAAGCUUAAGCACAUGGUACAGCAAAGGAAAACCCAACAAAAGGAGAGCCUGGGGCAGAAGCAAAGCCUACUUCCUGUCCGCGCCAACAAGAAGCAGUUCACCAUUCCCCAUCCUCUUAGUGAUAACUUGUUCAAACCCAAAGAAAGAUGCAUUUCAGAGAAGGAGAUGCAUAUGAGAUCUAAAAGAAUCUAUAAUAACUUGCCGGAAGUUAGAAAGAAAAAAGAAGAGCAGAAGAAAAGAGUGAUCUUACAGAGUAACAGGCUCCGAGCAGAGGUCUUCAAAAAGCAAUUACUGGACCAGCUCCUUCAAAGGAAUGCAGUUUGAUCCCAGGCGGCUCUGCUAGCCCAGCCUGAAUCUGGGAACACUUCUGAUGAUGACGCUGGAUGAACCAUUAAAUUUAAUGCUAUCUUCACACAUGAAAGAAACUUUCACUUUACUUCUGAUUUUUUUUUUUUUCCCACAAAGGAAACGUCACUUUCUGAAUGUUCCAAACAAAAGCCUUAGAACUGCAAGCCGCAGAUCAGCAGUCCAUUGCUGGGACUUCGACCCCUUGGAACCGACCAUUUCCACCCGAGCAGGAAAGCUUUAUAUAUUCAAGUGUGCUUGGACGCUUGUUUUUUGUUUUUGUUUUUCGGGGUGGGGGGCAAUGUUUUUUCUUUUCCAAAAAUGUAAGAAGCAAAAAAUCUCUCAUGUUUUAACUUCCAAUCCCAAUGGCUGCCAGUUCUGAAAAAUCUAAAGUCAAAGUUCAUUUUGAAUACACGUCCUGGAGUGCCAGAGGCUGAUUUGAAGUGGACUGAUGGAUAGGCAGAACACAGAACAAGCAGGAGAGCCCUCUGCCUCCCUCCUGCCCUACCCGCAGUGCCUGCCUUUGUUAGCCGCGGUACCUGUUUCAGUGGGAGCCAGGAGACUGAGUAAAGAUGGCAGGGUCUUCACCAGCCACACACAGGAAGUCAUCUUGACCAAAUGGCCCAGCGGUACCCACUUUUAUCUAUUCUUUCAAGCUCUCCUCCUAAAUAUGUAUUUGUGGAGUUAAGAACAAAUUAGUUUUUGCAACAAACGUGGAAAUAAAAGCAGUUGUUUGAAAUGCAA